Messenger RNA from Coregonus sp. 'balchen', 6011 nucleotides. The record is from the annotation of a GenBank genome assembly. NCBI's taxonomy places the organism in Eukaryota, Metazoa, Chordata, Actinopteri, Salmoniformes, Salmonidae.
UAACCUCAUCAUUUACACAGGUAACCUCAUCAAUUACACAGGGAACCUCAUCAUUUACACAGGUAACCUCGUCAAUUACACAGGGAACCUCAUCAUUUACACAGGAAUUCUCAUCAUUUACACAGGAAUUCUCAUCAUUUACAGGUAACCUCAUCAAUUACACAGGGAACCUCAUCAUUUACACAGGUAACCUCGUCAUAUACAGGUAACCUCAUCAUUUACACAGGUAACCUCAUCAAUUACACAGGAAUUCUCAUCAUUUACACAGGAAUUCUCAUCAUUUACACAGGAAUUCUCAUCAUUUACACAGGAAUUCUCAUCAUUUACACAGGAAUUCUCAUCAUUUACACAGGUAACCUCGUCUGACCUAGAAGACAGACAGUUCUAUCUUACUGGUAUAAAGAUACCUCUUUACUGCUGGGGAGACAGGAGGGAUUCAUUGGCCAUGUAUUUGUGCAUUUCUUUGCUUUUAUUGCUGUUCCCUUCAAAUCAAAGAUCAAAGCAACUUUGUGCAAUCAAAUGCCUGGGAACUUUUGUGGCUAAUAGUAGUCUCCUCUAUCUUUUUUUGCUAUCGUUGUCACUCCCGUCCUUAGCAUGUUCAAUCACUCAGGAGCUUAGUUAACUUUGUGACAGUUACUGUUCUCUCCAGGUUUGUGUUGAAUGAGAGUCAGAAGAGGCUGUUUGAGAAGCUGGCCAUCUACUGCGACCGUUACGCGGAACUCAUCCCUGUGUCCUUCGUAUUGGGUGAGACCUGUGUUCUGAAGCUUUUGUUAGGUUCCUGUGUAGCUGCUUUGUGCUCAACAUGGUUGGGGUCAACAUGGUUGGGAUCAACUCCAUUUCUGAAAUUCCAAUUGUCCCCAUUGCUUACAAUUGGAUUGGAACUGCUGUUUACUUUCUGAAUUUAAAUGGUAUGGACCCUUUAAAACCCUGGGGCUCAGUAAUCACUGAACCCUUUAAAACCCUGGAGCUCAGUAACCACUCAACCCUUUAAAACCCUGGAGCUCAGUAGUCACUGAACCCUUUAAAACCCUGGAACUCAGUAGUCACUGAACCCUUUAAAACCCUGGAACUCAGUAAUCACUGAACCCUUUAAAACCCUGGAACUCAGUAAUCACUGAACCCUUUAAAACCCUGGAGCUCAGUAAUCACUCAACCCUUUACAACCCUGGAACUCAGUAAUCACUGAACCCUUUAAAACCCUGGAGCUCAGUAAUCACUGAACCCUUUAAAACCAUGGGGCUCAGUAAUCACUGAACCCUUUAAAACCCUGGAACUCAGUAAUCACUGAACCCUUUAAAACCCUGGAACUCAGUAAUCACUGAACCCUUUAAAACCCUGGAACUCAGUAAUCACUGAACCCUUUAAAACCCUGGAGCUCAGUAAUCACUCAACCCUUUAAAACCCUGGAACUCAGUAAUCACUGAACCCUUUAAAACCCUGGAACUCAGUAAUCACUGAACCCUUUAAAACCCUGGAACUCAGUAAUCACUGAACCCUUUAAAACCCUGGAGCUCAGUAAUCACUCAACCCUUUAAAACCCUGGAGCUCAGUAAUCACUCAACCCUUUAAAACCCUGGAGCUCAGUAAUCACUCAACCCUUUAAAACCCUGGAGCUCAGUAAUCACUCAACCCUUUAAAACCCUGGAGCUCAGUAAUCACUCAACCUCCCCACAUAAACUGAAGUUACAGAUCAACCAUGUGCGAUAAUAGUGUGUGUGUCAGAGAACACCAUAGUGCUCAAUCAUAACUGUAUGUGAAACCUUUCUGAGGAUUCUGUAUUGAGCCUCCUGUUUUGAUGAGUCAGAUGUAUUAUGCUUGAUCAUUAUGGGAUGAUUAUAAGACAACGUAACGAUCAGGGGGUCGUACAUGCAGGUCACAGUAGUAUUACAGCCAUUGAUAAAUAACAUGUUUUUAGUCAUCUCCAUGUGUGUUUGUCUGUGUCUCCCUCAGGUUUCUAUGUGACCCUGGUGGUGUCUCGGUGGUGGGGUCAGUUUGAGAGUGUACCCUGGCCGGACCGGCUGGGUGCGCUGGUGGGGGGUCACGUCCGCGGUACCGACGAGAGCGCCAGGCUGACUCGCCGGACCCUGAUACGUUACGCCAACCUGUCUGGCGUGCUCAUUUACCGAUCGGUCAGCACGGCCGUCUACAAGAGGUUCCCCACCAUGGAACACCUGGUGCAGGCAGGUACGGUGUGAUGUCAUACACUGGCAGUUACGCUGUGUCACGCCAAUGUUGCAAUUAUAUGACGUCUGCGUUGACUUUAUGGUCGAAAUAUGAAGUCUUUCCCAAGAUAUCUUGAUCCCGUCAUAAAAAACACAUCUUUAUCCUACCAUACUGCUUGUAACAGAGACCAGUUGCUUGUAAUCUGGUUAUAUGAUGUCUUCCCAACCAGAAAAUGGCAUUAAAAGACAUUGUGUGCCAAAUUUUUGCCCGCUGGGCAUCAGCCUCAAACUGGCUCCUAGUAACUCCUCCCCUUCCUGUGUGUUUGUCCCCCAGGCCUGAUGACAGCAGAGGAACACAGGCAGUUGGAGGAGCUGCCCUCACCUCAUAACAAGUUCUGGGUUCCUUGCAUGUGGUUUGUGAACCUGGCUCUGAGGGCCCGCACCGAGGGACGCAUCAACAAUGACGUGGCGCUAUCAGCCAUUCUCAAUGUAAGUCUCUCUGUGUGUGUGUGUGUGUGUGUGUGUGGCCAGGGUGUGUGUGUGUGUGUGUGUGUUUGUGUGUGGCCAGGGUGUGUGUGUGUGUGUUUGUGUGUGUGGCCAGGGUGUGUGUGUGUGUGUGUGUGUGUGUGUGUUUGUGUGUGUGGCCAGGGUGUGUGUGUGUGUGUGUGUGUGUGUUUGUGUGUGUGGCCAGGGUGUGUGUGUGUGUGUGUGUUUGUGUGUGUGGCCAGGGUGUGUGUGUGUGUGUGUGUGUGUGUGUGUGUGUGUGUGUGUGUGUGUGUGUGUGUGUGUGUGUGGCCAGGGUGUGUGUGUGUGUGUGUGUGUGUGUGUGUGUGUGUGGCCAGGGUGUGUGUGUGUGUGUGUGUGUGGCCAGGGUGUGUGUGUGUGUGUGUGUGUGUGUGUGUACACAUGUUAUUUUUUCCUCACAUUGUUCCAUGUCUCUCCUCCUCCUGUCUGCAGGAAUUGAUUACGUUGCGGACACAGUGUCUGAAGCUAUACAGCUAUGAUUGGAUCAGCCUACCCCUUGUGUACACCCAGGUUCUGUUAUAUAUGUUUUGUAGUUCUACUUAAAGCCCCAUGCAGUCUUUUACAUUUUAUUUUUAAAAUCAUCACUGUAAGUCAUAUAAAUCACUGUGUGUGUUUAUUUCAUGAAAUUAACUCCAAACUAUAUUUUUUAUUGAGCCUCCUUUCGCCAAAAUGCUCAGUCUGAUCGUGUGGGCGUGUUGAUAUACAUUUUUAUAUAUUUAAAUACCCAGCCCUGAUUGGCGGAUAGGACUCUAGCGCUUACCCUGCUUACCCCUUCAAAGUAGGAGGAUACAUAUGCAAAUAAGAGAUGACUGGUCAUUGGUCUAAAUAAUCAGAUCGGUAGUGUUUUUGUGUUAGGUGGUGACAGUCGCAGUCUACAGUUUCUUCCUGGCAUGUCUGAUUGGUCGACAGUUCUUAGACCCCGCCCAGGGCUACGCUGGUCAUGACAUCGACUUAUACCUGCCUGUCUUCACCCUGCUACAGUUCUUCUUCUACAUGGGCUGGCUCAAGGUGGGGAGGAAGGGAAAGAGGGAAGGAGGGAAGGAAGGAAGGAAGGAAGGAAGGAAGGAAGGAAGGAAGGAAGGAAGGAAGGAAGGAAGGAAGGAAGGAAGGAAGGAAGGAAGGAAGGAAGGAAGGAGGGAGGGAGGGAGGGAGGGAGGGAGGGAGGGAGGGAGGGAGGGAGGGAGGGAGGGUGGAUGGUUGAUUGUAUGAUUGAUUGAUUGGUUGAUUAAUUGAUUUUCGCUGUGUGUGGACAGGUGGCAGAACAACUGAUAAACCCGUUUGGGGAAGACGACGAUGACUUUGAAACCAACUAUCUGGUUGAUCGCAAUCUACAGGUUUGGUGUCCUCCAUUUAAAAUGCCAUUAAAUUCUUCUGCUCUAUUUGGCUAAUCAUUUAAUUUGUUCAUUAGGCUAUGCGGAACAGAAAACAAACGUUUUGCAACAGGAACUUACAAUAAGCGCGUCUUAUUGGAGAAAGCCAGGUAGUCCCUCCCUGUUUCAGACUGUUUUCAUCCAUUUGAUGCCUAAUGAACACAACCCUGUACUACCUCCUAUCCUGUUCUAUCCCUCCAAGGUGUCCCUGCUGUCUGUGGAUGAGAUGUACGACACUCUCCCAUUGGUAGAGAGGGAUAAGUACUGGAACGAGUCUGAACCCCAGCCUCCCUACACUGCAGCCAGCGCAGAGCACCGCAAACCUUCCUUCAUGGGCUCAGCCCUGAACAUCAGGUACCCUAAACUCCAAAAAGGGUUCUGCGGCUGUCCCCAUAGGAGAACCACUCCUAUCACCCCUCUAGUGUGCUAGCUAACACACUCCUAUCACCCCUCUAGUGUGCUAGCUAACACACUCCUAUCACCCCUCUAGUGUACUAACUAACACACUCCUAUCACCCCUCUAGUGUACUAGCUAACACACUCCUAUCACCCCUCUAGUGUGCUAGCUAACACACUCCUAUCACCCCUCUAGUGUACUAACUAACACACUCUUUUCACCCCUCUAGUGUACUAGCUAACACACUAUUUUCACCACUCUAGUGUGCUAGCUAACACACUCCUAUCACCACUCUAGUGUACUAGCUAACACACUCCUAUCACCCCUCUAGUGUACUAGCUAACACACUCCUAUCACCCCUCUAGUGUACUAGCUAACACACUAUUUUCACCACUCUAGUGUGCUAGCUAACACACUCCUAUCACCACUCUCUCUAGUGUUCCAAAAGAGGAGAUGGAGUUCCAGUCCAACCUGGAGCAGAUCAAGGAGCAUGAGGAGGCCAACCACUCUACUCCUCUCCUGGGUGGUCUGAGUCGCCUCCUGGGGGUUCAGUCCCCAGUCUUCCCCCGCUCCUCCAUCUCCUCCCGGGUCUCCCUGCUCCGCCGGCGCCCCGGAGCUCCGUUCAGCCGCUUCCCCCUCUGCCUGCACACCGAGGGGGCCACCUUCACGCCGGGCCCCGGCCCCCGCCACGACUCCAGCCACCUGGACUACGUCUUCUCCUCCAUGCCGCUGUACGAGAGGUCCGGCUUCUACAGCUGUCCCCAGACCCCCAUCCACUGUGUUCCCCCGGCCAUGCCUCACCUGCGGCCCGCCCGAGGAGCUCACACCUGGGAUCGCAGCUCUAGCUCCCUGGCCCCUCCGAUGGUGGGCUCUGGAGGUCUGCUACCCCCUGACACCCCGAGUCAUAUGCCCCCUCUGCCCUCCUCUGCCUUCCCCUGGCUGAGUGAGGAGGGGGAGGGUCCUUGUCUUCCGGCCUUCUCCUUCCCUGAUCCUGUUUACCCUCCGGAGUUCUGCCUCAUAUCGAAGCUCCGGCCCGGGCAGGGCCUGCUGUCUCGACAGCCCCUGCCUCCCUGUAUGUCUCUGGAUAACACACCAUUGCCCGACGGCCUACAGCCUGGACCCCUCAGCCCCCAGGGAGGUGGAGGGGAGAGGGUGUUCUCUUUUAACCCUCCCUCUCGCACCCCAGCAACCAAUCCCAACACCAGCUCCUCUAGUAUUAACGCCACCAGCACUAUGAGCAACACCAAUCCCAACACCACUACUCCAGCCAACUUCUGCAAUGGUACCAGCCACAACAACGUUUGUAACCAUGCCAAUUUCAACAACAGCAGCACUCAACGAGCAGGUAGCAACAGUGGUACCAAUGGAGGACUGAGCAGCAACGUCAUCAACAUCGCCAUUUCCACUUCCGCGUCCUCUCAGCAAUCAGCCAUUCAACAUCCAAACUCGCCCAAUGAUUCAGGGAUUUCAUUGGCUGAGGGAGACCCUCACUGGUUGGGAGCUCUGGUGGUGGAUAGUGGGAUGAACAAGGCUCCUGGGGGGCGGGGGCAGGACUGA